Molecule: messenger RNA, 1707 nt
Organism: Trifolium pratense (red clover)
Lineage: Eukaryota; Viridiplantae; Streptophyta; Magnoliopsida; Fabales; Fabaceae
Product: probable N-acetyl-gamma-glutamyl-phosphate reductase, chloroplastic
Exons: 13
Coding region: 300-1472 (390 amino acids)
Biological process (GO): L-arginine biosynthetic process
Molecular function (GO): NADP+ binding; protein dimerization activity; NAD binding
Source: RefSeq, a predicted model, not a curated record
UUUCUCUGAAACCGUGUAAGGCUUUGAAAGCCAUUUCCAAACGCUCUCAGGAAAAAAAAGCCUCCUUUUCCCUCCAGCCUCCGCCGCUGGUGCCGUCGCCGUCAAUUGCUACUUGCGUCGUCGCCGUCAAUUGCUACUUGCGUCGUCGCCUCCAGCUUCUCCUCUACUGGUAAGGCGCUCAGUUCUCAACACCUGAACUGAGCCAAGAAGACUGAUCAGUUAACAGCUGUGGAAUCUUGCUUUGCUUCUGUCUCUGUCGUUUUUCUGCAAAAUCCUCUUUUAGCCGCCGGAGAUACAAAAUGAGCGUAGUUGCUUUCAGUUCCAUUUGUUUUAACAGUGCUCACUGUUCCAACAAGGACUUGAUAAAGCAACACAAUGUGAAGUCACAUAUUAAGUGUUCGAUCAAGAGUGGUAUAACAACAACAACUUCACAAAACAAUGUUCGUGUUGGUGUUCUUGGAGCAAGUGGCUACACUGGUUCUGAGAUUAUUCGGCUUUUGGCAAAUCAUCCACACUUUGGGGUGGCACUGAUGACUGCUGAUAGGAAAGCUGGACAGGCAAUCUCAUCUGUAUUCCCUCAUUUGGUCACACAAGACUUGCCAGAUUUGAUUGCAAUAAAGGAUGCAGAUUUUUCUGACGUGGAUGCUGUAUUUUGUUGUUUACCACAUGGAACUACACAGGAAAUAAUUAAAGGCCUUCCGGAGCACUUGAAGAUUGUUGAUCUUUCUGCUGAUUUUCGUUUAAGAGAUGUUUCUGAGUAUGAAGAGUGGUAUGGUCAGCCACACAGGGCACCAGAUUUGCAGAAAGAAGCUAUAUACGGAUUAACAGAGGUUUUAAGGGAGGAAAUAAAGAACGCACGCCUAGUUGCUAAUCCUGGUUGUUAUCCAACUUCCAUUCAACUUCCUCUUGUUCCACUUAUAAAGGCUAAUCUUAUUCAGACUAGUAAUAUUAUUGUUGAUGCAAAAUCUGGUGUUAGUGGAGCAGGUCGAAGUGCGAAAGAAAAUUUAUUGUUCACUGAAGUGACUGAGGGUAUGAAUUCUUAUGGUGUUACUCGGCAUCGCCAUGCUCCAGAAAUCGAACAGGGACUCACUGAUGCUGCAGGUUCAAAAGUAACCAUUAGUUUUACCCCACACCUGAUUCCAAUGAGCCGUGGUAUGCAAUCAACUAUUUAUGUGGAAAUGGCUCCAGGAGUAAGAAUUGAAGACUUGUACCAUCAACUGCAACAAUCAUAUGAGAAUGAAGAAUUUGUUGUACUUUUGGAAAAUGGCGUCAUUCCUCGAACUCAUAGUGUUAAAGGAUCAAAUUACUGUUUAAUCAAUGUUUUCCCUGACCGAAUUCCUGGAAGAGCAAUCAUUAUAUCUGUGAUUGAUAACUUAGUGAAGGGAGCUUCAGGUCAAGCAUUACAAAAUCUUAAUUUAAUAAUGGGAUUUCCAGAAAAUUUGGGGCUUCAUUACCUGCCUCUGUUUCCUUAAGAGUCGGAGUAGCCAAUGUUUCUUCUGUGUAAACUUAUAAACAGUUCUUUUCGCCUUUUGAUUCUAUUGACUUAUGUGGCCAACCGUGGUAUAGAGUCAAUGUCUCGGCUAGAGGAUAGCCUAGUCGAAACAUUUUAGAAUCAUGGAUUUUUGUUAACUAACAAGGUUGCUGCCAUGUAUCCUGUUAUCUUAGACUUUCAGGAACAAAUGCACCAGUUUGAUGAUUUUCAAGUUA